Messenger RNA from Amaranthus tricolor (Joseph's coat), 1499 nucleotides. Its product is annotated as NAD(P)H-quinone oxidoreductase subunit 6, chloroplastic. The record is from RefSeq and is a predicted model, not a curated record. Bases 127 to 657 code for a protein of 176 amino acids. Lineage: Eukaryota; Viridiplantae; Streptophyta; Magnoliopsida; Caryophyllales; Amaranthaceae. The transcript has a single exon. Gene Ontology annotation, molecular function: NADH dehydrogenase (ubiquinone) activity.
AACUUUACUCACAUCAAGUGAUACGCAUUAGGAUUUAAAAUCAAAAAUGCAUAAACUUUUUUUUUCCUGUUCAAGUCAAUAAAAUCAUGAAACAUUCCGAUUUUUUUAUUUCUUAUUUUACAUAUAAUGGAUUUACCUGGACCAAUACAUGAUUUUCUUUUAGUUUUUCUGGGGUCGGGCCUUAUAUUAGGUGGUCUAGGAGUAGUAUUAUUUACCAAUACAAUUUUUUCUGCUUUUUCGUUAGGAUUGGUUCUUGUUUGUAUAUCUUUAUUCUAUAUUCUAGCAAAUUCCCAUUUUGUAGCUUCUGCACAACUCCUUAUUUAUGUGGGAGCUAUAAAUAUAUUAAUAAUAUUUUCUGUAAUGUUCAUGAAUGGUCCGGAAUAUGACACAGAUUUCCGUCUGUGGACUGUGGGGGACGGGAUUACCUUAUUGGUUUGUGCAAGUCUUUUUGUUUCAUUAACUAUUACUAUUCUAAAUACGUCCUGGUAUGGGAUUAUUUGGACUACAAAAUCAAAUCAGAUUCUAGAACAAGAUCUGAUAAGCGCUAGUCAACAAAUAGGAAUUCAUUUAUCAACCGAUUUUUUUCUUCCAUUUGAACUCAUUUCAAUAAUUCUUUUAGUUGCUUUAAUAGGUGCAAUUGGCGUGGCUCGUCAAUAAUAAUUCAUUUGAUUUUUUAAAAUAGCAAUCAAAAAAAAUGAUAUUUUAUCAUAUUCAUUUUCAUUCUAGUCAAUCAAAUUGGUUUAAUUCAAUUUAUUAUUCUAUUAUCAUAUCAUUUUUUUGUUCUUCAUUUUUUUUUUGUAUUAUAACAUAUUAUAUUCUAGUUAAUCAAAUGGGUUUAAUUGUUGUUCAUAUUCAAAUGAAUAGAGAUUGAUAAGGAGUUGGUCAAUGAUACUCGAACAUGUACUUGUUUUGAGUUCUUUUUUAUUUUCGAUCGGCAUUUAUGGAUUAGUCACGAGUCGAAAUUUGGUUCGGGCUCUGAUGUGUCUUGAACUUAUAUUGAAUGCAGUUAAUCUAAAUUUUGUAACAUUUUCUGAUUUUUUUGAUAGUCGCCAAUUAAAAGGAAAUAUUUUCUCAAUUUUUGUUAUAGCUAUUGCAGCCGCUGAAGCAGCUAUUGGCCCGGCUAUUGUUUCUUCAAUUUAUCGUAACAGAAAAUCAAUUCGUAUCAAUCAAUCGAAUUUAUUGAAUAAAUAGUUUAUAGUAUUUAUUUUUUCAUUUUUUUAGUCUAAAAUUUUAUUCUAGAAAUUGAAAUUUGAAUAAUCAUUAAUUCAAAUUAAAUUCCUAGAUAUCACACUUUAAGAUAUACUUUCACAAAUGUAAGAAAUCAAAGUAUUUUGGACCUCUUUUACAUUUAUCUAUUUUAUAUUUAGUUUCUAAUAUUCUAAUAAGUCGCCGAUCCAAUCCAGAAUUAGAUCGAACUUCUGGGAAAUCAUCGAUUCGUCUGGUAAUUUAUUCAUCUGGUAUUUUAAUAUGUAUUUCAUUUACUUUACUAGAACUAGAAC